This is a messenger RNA of Acanthosepion pharaonis, 1521 nucleotides long. NCBI's taxonomy places the organism in Eukaryota, Metazoa, Mollusca, Cephalopoda, Sepiida, Sepiidae. The record is from the annotation of a GenBank genome assembly.
AUGGCGUCUCCUUUGGAUGAAAAAAGGUGGGAAUACUGCUCAUUCAAUAUGGCGGCUCCUCCUUCGGGAAACAAGGCCAACAUGGCGGCAGGGUCUUACUCCAAGUCCGCUUAUGUGGUGAAUUCACUCUCUCCUUGUCAUUCUUAUUUGAUUGACAGCGUUUUGAAUCCUCUCCAUUCGUACGAGGAUGCACUUCAGCCUUUCUUCUGUGAAUCGUCGGUCGAACGUGGGGAUAGAGAAAUUUCUUUCUCUCGAUUCCAUAGGGGGUCGAUGAAGACAGAAAGUUCUUUCUCUUUUUAUGCAAUUAUAUGUUUCUUUUCACCUUUUCUGCUGUCUGUUUUUCUGCUUUCAUGCUUUCUCAUUCUCUGCGUUCUCUUUUUCUGCUUUUAUCCUUACUUUUUCUGCUCUGAGUUUUUUUUUCUUUCUGCUUUUCUGCUUUCUCCUCUCUCUUAUGUCUUUGGACAUUCUAUUUUUCUUUUUUAUUUUUUCUGCUUUGCUGUUUUUAUUUUUUCUCUGUUUCUGCUUUUAUUUUAUCUCUUUUUUUCUUUUAUACUUUCUCUUUUUGCUUUUCUACGUUCUCUUUUUUUACUUAAUAUUUUCUCUCUUUCUGCUUUUUCUUUUUCUACUUUUAUGAUUUCUCUCGUUUUCACUUUUUUCUUUUUUUUUCUUCGUGAAUUCAUUUCUACUUUCUCUUCUUUUCUGCUUUUCUACUUUUUCUUUUCUGAGUUCUCAUUUACUGCUUUUCUACUUUCUCUUCUUUUCUGCUUUUCUACUUUUUCUUUUCUGAUUUCUCAUUUACUGCUUUUCUACUUUCUCUUCUUUUCUGCUUUUCUACUUUUUUUUUCUGACUUUUUUUUACUUUUCUUCUUUUACUCUUCUUUCUCAUUUUCUUUUUUUACUUUUCUCUUCUUUUCUGCUUUUCUAUUUUUCUUUUCUGAGUUCUCAUUUACUGCUUUUCUAAAUUCUCUUCUUUUCUUUUCUUAUUUUAUCUUUCUGAGUUUCUUUUUACUUUUUACUUUCUCUUCUUUUCUGCUUUUCUACUUUUCUUUUCUGAGUUCUCAUUUACUGCUUUUUUACUUUCUCUUCUUUUCUGCUUUUUCUUUGAAAAAAAGUUCUCAUUUACCAGCUUUUCUUCUUUUUUUCUUUUACUUUAAAAUUUUUUUUUUUUUUUACUUUCUCUUCUUUUCUGCUUUCUCAUUUACUGCUUUUUUACUUUCUCUUCUUUUCUGCUUUUCUACUUUUUAUCGAAGGCCAAUAUUUUUUUUACUGCUUUUUCUUUCUCUUCUUUUCUGCUUUCUCAUUUUACUUUUUUUAUUUUUUCUCUUUUUUUUUCUAUUUCUUUUUUUUUUCUUUUCUUUUUUUUUUCUUUUUUUUUUUUUUAAAUUUUUCAUUUUUUUUUUUUUCUUUUUUUUCUUUUUUGCUUUUUUUACCUUUUUUAAAUGCUUUUUUUUUCUUUUUCUGCUUUUUAUUUUUCUUUUUUUUUCUGCUUUUCUUUUUUUCUUUUUUUUUUUUGGAUUUUAA